CACAGUUGAUUAUUAAGCGGCUUUUCUUCCGGGUUCAAGAUUCACGUGCACAUCGAUUAAAUCACAGGGACCAGACUGUCAAUAACUCAUCUCUUAGUUCAUUUCAUCAAACGUAAAGGUGUUUAACUUCACGUUUGAGUCAUGUAUCAUCUGCCAGUGCUGAAGAACAGACGAACUCUACUCGAGCGAGCAGAUAAAUUCAUUUCUGAUAUAUAUUUCACAGACUGCAAUCUCAGAGGAAGGUUGUUUGGAGAGACUCAUCCACUUGAGUCCAUAUCUGUGUUUAAGUCCGAGAAACGCAUCCCAUACUCCGAGGCUAUUCAGCAAACCUAUGUACCCUGUAAAGUUGGUGACGCAUUCGGACCCACAUGGUGGACAUGCUGGUUCAGAGUGAGCCUGAAGAUCCCAGAUGAGUGGAGAGGGAAGGAGGUACACUUGAGAUGGGAAAGUGAUGGAGAGGGAAUGGUGUGGAGGGAUCAUCGAGCGGUCCAGGGUUUGACCAAUGAAGGUGAGAAGACGUGUUAUAUUCUGACUGAGAGUUUGACGGACACUGAACCUCAUAGCAUCACUCUCUAUGUUGAGCUGGCAUGUAAUGGACUGUUUGGAGCCGGACAAGGCUCCAUGAUAGCGGCCCCAGACCCAAACAGGAAGUUCACCCUGCAGAAGGCGGAGCUCGUCGUUUUGAAUCGGGACGUAAGGGAGCUUCUCACAGACUUUGAGAUGCUUGUGGAUAUUGUCAAGGUACUAGGGGAAGAAGAGCAGCGUGGAUACCAGGCCUUAUAUACGGUCAAUGAGAUGGUGAAUCGGUGCGACCCAGCCAAUCCUGAUUCAUUUCCCUCUGUCCGGAGCCUAUCAGAGAAGUUUUUCUCGCAGAAAAAUGGAGAAAGCCAACAUAUAAUUCAUGCCAUGGGUCACUGUCAUAUUGACACGGCAUGGCUGUGGCCAUAUGAAGAAACCAUCAGGAAAUGUGGUCGCAGCUGGGUGACUGUGAUCAGACUGAUGGAGAAGAACCCAGAAUUUGUCUUCACCUGCUCACAGGCACAGCAGUUUCAUUGGGUGAAAAGUUGGUACCCCGAUUUGUUCACAGAGAUGAAGAAGUUUAUAGAGAAAGGAAGAUUUAUCCCAGUUGGAGGCACAUGGGUGGAGAUGGAUGGAAAUUUGCCAUCUGGGGAAUCAAUGGUCAGACAGUUUCUCCAUGGCCAGAAUUUCUUCAAGGAAGAAUUUGGAGAAUACUGUAAAGAGUUUUGGUUACCAGACACGUUUGGUUACUCGGCACAGCUCCCUCAGAUCAUGAGAGGUUGCGGGAUAUCACGGUUUCUUACCCAAAAGCUGAGCUGGAACCUUGUUAACACAUUUCCGCACAGCACAUUCUUUUGGGAAGGCAUUGAUGGCACGCAAGUUCUUACUCACUUUCCUCCUGGUAACUCCUAUGGGAUGAAGGGUACCGUAGAGGAUCUGAUUAAUACAGUGAAGAACAACAAAGACAAGGGCCGAGCCAAUCACAGCGCAUUAUUGUUUGGAUUCGGGGAUGGAGGCGGCGGUCCCACACAGCUGAUGCUCGACCGCAUGCAACGCGUCCGGGAUACAGAUGGCCUUCCAAAGGUUCAGAUGUCCACUCCUAGUGUCCUGUUCUCUCAGCUAGAGUCGGACUCAGCACUUUUGUGUACCUGGGUUGGCGAGCUUUUCCUUGAACUACACAAUGGCACUUAUACCACACAAGCAAAGAUAAAAUUGGGAAAUCGCCAUUGUGAAGCUCUUCUCCAUGAUGUAGAGGUGGGGAGCUGUCUGGCCUUGUGUAGGAGUAAAAGCUUUACAUACCCAACAAGCAGUCUUCAAGAACUUUGGAGACUGCUUCUACUCAACCAGUUUCAUGAUGUGAUUCCUGGAAGCUGUAUUGAGUUGGUUGUUGAAGAUGCAUUAAAAUACUAUGAUGAGAUACGCACGACAGGGUCCGAACUUCUCCUGGCAGCCUGUGAAUCGCUAGUAUCCAGUCCUAUCAACACCACAAGGUCAAACAUUGCUGUGUUAAAUACUUUGCCCUGGGAGAGGACUGAAGUUAUAUCACUACCUGGGGAAGAACCCCAAACAAGAUUAGCCUUGGUGCGAGCUCCUAGUAUGGGUUUUUGUCCGGUCACAGAUACAGCAUUUCCUACCCCUUUUGUUUCUGUCACAACAAUGGACGAUGGGACCAUUCACAUGGAGAAUGACCUUUUGAAGGCUGUGAUCGACCAAGCGGGUCGUUUGAUAUCACUGCUUUUAGUGGAUACAAACAGGGAAGCCAUUUCAGAAGGUUGCUUUGGGAAUCAGUUUGCUUUGUUCGAUGAUGUCCCUCUGUACUGGGAUGCUUGGGAUGUGAUGGACUACCACCUUCAGACAAGGAAGCCUGUAAUUGAGGUCAUUGAACCCGCCAAAGUGGUGAGCUCAGGGCUUCGUGGGAGCGUCACCUUCUCGCUAAGAAUAAGUGAAAAGAGCACGAUUAAACAAGAGAUCGUUCUGGAUGCUUGCGACCCCUAUAUCAAAUUCAACACGCAGGUGGAAUGGGAAGAAGCACACAAGUUUUUGAAGGUGGAGUUUCCCGUGCAGGUGCACAGCCCUAAUGCUACCUAUGAGAUUCAGUUUGGACACCUGCAAAGGCCUACACAUAGAAACACGUCGUGGGAUUGGGCUCGCUUUGAGGUGUGGGGACACAAAUGGGCGGAUCUGUCUGAGCAUGGUUUUGGCGUCGCUCUUCUCAAUGACUGUAAAUACGGCCACUCCAUCAGUCAAAACAUCAUGACCUUAUCCUUGUUGCGGGCACCGAAAGCUCCGGAUGUCAACGCAGAUAUGGGGCAUCACAGUUUUACCUACGCAGUGAUGCCGCAUACAGGCACCUUUCAGGAUGCUUCGGUUAUACAAUUCGCCUACAACCUCAACUUCCCACUCCGCCCGUUUAAUGGCGUCAUUUCUGAACCCUGGAGCGCGUUCUCUGUAAGCUCGCCUGCUGUCAUCCUGGAGACCAUCAAGCAGGCGGAAGGAAAGACGAAUGCCCUUCUGGUACGCCUGUAUGAGUCUCACGGCAGCAGCGUGACUGCGACCCUGUCCACAUCCCUUUCAGUGAAAGAGGCCUGGCACUGUGAUCUCCUGGAGCGACCCGAUUUAAGUAUUCCUGUAUUAAAGCCAGAAUCUGGAAUAUCCUUAACUUUCAAACCCUUCCAGAUUAGAUCUCUUCUUUUAAUCCUACAGUGAAAUACAGUUUAAUCAUACAGUGAGAUACAGUUUAAUGAAGAUAAAAUAGAUAAAAUCUUACUUUAUUGCUAACUGUAAUGGUAAAGUUAAAAUAGUUCAAACUUUGAUGCAGGUACUUGUUUCCAAUCUUACAAUUUGUAUACAAAUCUGUGGGAAAUUUUGUUAUAAUCUUGAAAAUUAU
Messenger RNA from Misgurnus anguillicaudatus (oriental weatherfish), 3406 nucleotides. Lineage: Eukaryota; Metazoa; Chordata; Actinopteri; Cypriniformes; Cobitidae. The record is from RefSeq and is a predicted model, not a curated record.